Messenger RNA from Labrus bergylta (ballan wrasse), 6109 nucleotides. NCBI's taxonomy places the organism in Eukaryota, Metazoa, Chordata, Actinopteri, Labriformes, Labridae. The record is from RefSeq and is a predicted model, not a curated record.
CAGAGGAUUGAGGCACAAAGGUGGAAGACCCCUCAACACUGGAGCAGCUCUCCAGUACUUGAGGGAUAAUGUCUUCACGGCCUCUGCUGGAAGCAGGCUCCAGGAAGGAGUCCCACAGGUCCUAGUUUUGAUAAGUGGUGGAAGGUCUUUUGACAGUGUUGAUGCACCAGCCUCUGCUCUCAAAGAGCUGGGUGUCUUGACCUUUGCAAUUGGAACCAGGAGUGCUGAUAGCAAAGAACUGCAGAAGAUAUCCCACGACCCCAGCUAUGCACUAACUGUGUCUGAAUUCACUGACCUUCCCAAUGUCCAACAACAACUUCAGUCCUCCGUGGAGGCUGUGGUUAUCGAGGUCUCCCCAGAAUCACCACCUGUUCCUGUCGAUACUGCCAAAAAGGAUAUCGUUUUCCUCCUGGAUGGUUCUGAUGGCACACGGAAUGGCUUCCCUGCCAUGCUUGAUUUUGUUAAGAGAGUGGUGGAGAAAUUGAAUGUAGGACCUAACAAUGACCGUGUCUCUGUGGUCCAAUACAGCAGAGAUGCAGAGAUCCAUUUCUAUCUGAACACAUACACCACAAGACAGGAUAUUUUGGAUACAGUCAGAGGGCUGAGACAUAGAGGAGGCAGACCCCUCAACACCGGGCGGCCCUCCAAUACGUCAGGGACAACGCCUUUACAAACUCCUCCGGGAGCAGGCGCCUGCAAGGUGUUCCACAAAUGUUGAUCCUGCUAAAUGGUGGAAGGUCUUUUGACAAUGUAGAUACCCCAGCCUCUGCUCUCAAACAGCAGGGUGUCUAUGUGAUAGGCAUUGGCACAAGGAACUCUGACACUAGGGAGCUGCAGAAGAUAUCAUAUGACCCUAGUUCUGCUCUAUCAGUGUCUGAUUUCACUGACCUCCCCAGUGCCCAGGAACAGCUCUCCUCUGUAAUGAACACAGUGCUAACCAGGGCCACGCCCAUCACACCAACAAAAGCUGGUAAGAAAGUGACAGAUUUUUAUUUUCCAAGGUCAUGGUAGGAUGCAAAUUGAACAGUAUGACAGUGUAUUUAUUGUAGCUGAGGCAAGCCAGCAGCACUCUGAGAAUACAUUUGUUCCAGAUUAUACAGAGUACAUUGUUAAAUUCCAGGUUAGCUUUGGUCAUCUGACUUUCACAUGGAAAACAUUUGACACAUGAACCUGAACAUGUCUGACAUUUUUUAUUCCCUAGUGGAGAGACAGCCAGCAGGAAAAGAUAUUGUGUUCUUGUUGGAUGGAUCUGAUGGUACUAGAACUGGCUUCCCAGCUGUGAAAGACUUUGUCCAAAGAGUUGUAGAGACACUCAGUGUGGAUGACAACAAAGACCGUGUCUCAGUGGUUCAGUACAGCAAAGAGCCAGCUGCCCAAUUCUAUCUGAACACGUACACCACAAAAGGCGACAUCCUUGACACUGUCAGAGGAUUGAGGCACAAAGGUGGAAGACCCCUCAACACUGGAGCAGCUCUCCAGUACUUGAGGGAUAAUGUCUUCACGGCCUCUGCUGGAAGCAGGCUCCAGGAAGGAGUCCCACAGGUCCUAGUUUUGAUAAGUGGUGGAAGGUCUUUUGACAGUGUUGAUGCACCAGCCUCUGCUCUCAAAGAGCUGGGUGUCUUGACCUUUGCAAUUGGAACCAGGAGUGCUGAUAGCAAAGAACUGCAGAAGAUAUCCCACGACCCCAGCUAUGCACUAACUGUGUCUGAAUUCACUGACCUUCCCAAUGUCCAACAACAACUUCAGUCCUCCGUGGAGGCUGUGGUUAUCGAGGUCUCCCCAGAAUCACCACCUGUUCCUGUCGAUACUGCCAAAAAGGAUAUCGUUUUCCUCCUGGAUGGUUCUGAUGGCACACGGAAUGGCUUCCCUGCCAUGCUUGAUUUUGUUAAGAGAGUGGUGGAGAAAUUGAAUGUAGGACCUAACAAUGACCGUGUCUCUGUGGUCCAAUACAGCAGAGAUGCAGAGAUCCAUUUCUAUCUGAACACAUACACCACAAGACAGGAUAUUUUGGAUACAGUCAGAGGGCUGAGACAUAGAGGAGGCAGACCCCUCAACACCGGGGCGGCCCUCCAAUACGUCAGGGACAACGCCUUUACAAACUCCUCCGGGAGCAGGCGCCUGCAAGGUGUUCCACAAAUGUUGAUCCUGCUAAAUGGUGGAAGGUCUUUUGACAAUGUAGAUACCCCAGCCUCUGCUCUCAAACAGCAGGGUGUCUAUGUGAUAGGCAUUGGCACAAGGAACUCUGACACUAGGGAGCUGCAGAAGAUAUCAUAUGACCCUAGUUCUGCUCUAUCAGUGUCUGAUUUCACUGACCUCCCCAGUGCCCAGGAACAGCUCUCCUCUGUAAUGAACACAGUGCUAACCAGGGCCACGCCCAUCACACCAACAAAAGCUGGUAAGAAAGUGACAGAUUUUUAUUUUCCAAGGUCAUGGUAGGAUGCAAAUUGAACAGUAUGACAGUGUAUUUAUUGUAGCUGAGGCAAGCCAGCAGCACUCUGAGAAUACAUUUGUUCCAGAUUAUACAGAGUACAUUGUUAAAUUCCAGGUUAGCUUUGGUCAUCUGACUUUCACAUGGAAAACAUUUGACACAUGAACCUGAACAUGUCUGACAUUUUUUAUUCCCUAGUGGAGAGACAGCCAGCAGGAAAAGAUAUUGUGUUCUUGUUGGAUGGAUCUGAUGGUACUAGAACUGGCUUCCCAGCUGUGAAAGACUUUGUCCAAAGAGUUGUAGAGACACUCAGUGUGGAUGACAACAAAGACCGUGUCUCAGUGGUUCAGUACAGCAAAGAGCCAGCUGCCCAAUUCUAUCUGAACACGUACACCACAAAAGGCGACAUCCUUGACACUGUCAGAGGAUUGAGGCACAAAGGUGGAAGACCCCUCAACACUGGAGCAGCUCUCCAGUACUUGAGGGAUAAUGUCUUCACGGCCUCUGCUGGAAGCAGGCUCCAGGAAGGAGUCCCACAGGUCCUAGUUUUGAUAAGUGGUGGAAGGUCUUUUGACAGUGUUGAUGCACCAGCCUCUGCUCUCAAAGAGCUGGGUGUCUUGACCUUUGCAAUUGGAACCAGGAGUGCUGAUAGCAAAGAACUGCAGAAGAUAUCCCACGACCCCAGCUAUGCACUAACUGUGUCUGAAUUCACUGACCUUCCCAAUGUCCAACAACAACUUCAGUCCUCCGUGGAGGCUGUGGUUAUCGAGGUCUCCCCAGAAUCACCACCUGUUCCUGUCGAUACUGCCAAAAAGGAUAUCGUUUUCCUCCUGGAUGGUUCUGAUGGCACACGGAAUGGCUUCCCUGCCAUGCUUGAUUUUGUUAAGAGAGUGGUGGAGAAAUUGAAUGUAGGACCUAACAAUGACCGUGUCUCUGUGGUCCAAUACAGCAGAGAUGCAGAGAUCCAUUUCUAUCUGAACACAUACACCACAAGACAGGAUAUUUUGGAUACAGUCAGAGGGCUGAGACAUAGAGGAGGCAGACCCCUCAACACCGGGGCGGCCCUCCAAUACGUCAGGGACAACGCCUUUACAAACUCCUCCGGGAGCAGGCGCCUGCAAGGUGUUCCACAAAUGUUGAUCCUGCUAAAUGGUGGAAGGUCUUUUGACAAUGUAGAUACCCCAGCCUCUGCUCUCAAACAGCAGGGUGUCUAUGUGAUAGGCAUUGGCACAAGGAACUCUGACACUAGGGAGCUGCAGAAGAUAUCAUAUGACCCUAGUUCUGCUCUAUCAGUGUCUGAUUUCACUGACCUCCCCAGUGCCCAGGAACAGCUCUCCUCUGUAAUGAACACAGUGCUAACCAGGGCCACGCCCAUCACACCAACAAAAGCUGGUAAGAAAGUGACAGAUUUUUAUUUUCCAAGGUCAUGGUAGGAUGCAAAUUGAACAGUAUGACAGUGUAUUUAUUGUAGCUGAGGCAAGCCAGCAGCACUCUGAGAAUACAUUUGUUCCAGAUUAUACAGAGUACAUUGUUAAAUUCCAGGUUAGCUUUGGUCAUCUGACUUUCACAUGGAAAACAUUUGACACAUGAACCUGAACAUGUCUGACAUUUUUUAUUCCCUAGUGGAGAGACAGCCAGCAGGAAAAGAUAUUGUGUUCUUGUUGGAUGGAUCUGAUGGUACUAGAACUGGCUUCCCAGCUGUGAAAGACUUUGUCCAAAGAGUUGUAGAGACACUCAGUGUGGAUGACAACAAAGACCGUGUCUCAGUGGUUCAGUACAGCAAAGAGCCAGCUGCCCAAUUCUAUCUGAACACGUACACCACAAAAGGCGACAUCCUUGACACUGUCAGAGGAUUGAGGCACAAAGGUGGAAGACCCCUCAACACUGGAGCAGCUCUCCAGUACUUGAGGGAUAAUGUCUUCACGGCCUCUGCUGGAAGCAGGCUCCAGGAAGGAGUCCCACAGGUCCUAGUUUUGAUAAGUGGUGGAAGGUCUUUUGACAGUGUUGAUGCACCAGCCUCUGCUCUCAAAGAGCUGGGUGUCUUGACCUUUGCAAUUGGAACCAGGAGUGCUGAUAGCAAAGAACUGCAGAAGAUAUCCCACGACCCCAGCUAUGCACUAACUGUGUCUGAAUUCACUGACCUUCCCAAUGUCCAACAACAACUUCAGUCCUCCGUGGAGGCUGUGGUUAUCGAGGUCUCCCCAGAAUCACCACCUGUUCCUGUCGAUACUGCCAAAAAGGAUAUCGUUUUCCUCCUGGAUGGUUCUGAUGGCACACGGAAUGGCUUCCCUGCCAUGCUUGAUUUUGUUAAGAGAGUGGUGGAGAAAUUGAAUGUAGGACCUAACAAUGACCGUGUCUCUGUGGUCCAAUACAGCAGAGAUGCAGAGAUCCAUUUCUAUCUGAACACAUACACCACAAGACAGGAUAUUUUGGAUACAGUCAGAGGGCUGAGACAUAGAGGAGGCAGACCCCUCAACACCGGGGCGGCCCUCCAAUACGUCAGGGACAACGCCUUUACAAACUCCUCCGGGAGCAGGCGCCUGCAAGGUGUUCCACAAAUGUUGAUCCUGCUAAAUGGUGGAAGGUCUUUUGACAAUGUAGAUACCCCAGCCUCUGCUCUCAAACAGCAGGGUGUCUAUGUGAUAGGCAUUGGCACAAGGAACUCUGACACUAGGGAGCUGCAGAAGAUAUCAUAUGACCCUAGUUCUGCUCUAUCAGUGUCUGAUUUCACUGACCUCCCCAGUGCCCAGGAACAGCUCUCCUCUGUAAUGAACACAGUGCUAACCAGGGCCACGCCCAUCACACCAACAAAAGCUGGUAAGAAAGUGACAGAUUUUUAUUUUCCAAGGUCAUGGUAGGAUGCAAAUUGAACAGUAUGACAGUGUAUUUAUUGUAGCUGAGGCAAGCCAGCAGCACUCUGAGAAUACAUUUGUUCCAGAUUAUACAGAGUACAUUGUUAAAUUCCAGGUUAGCUUUGGUCAUCUGACUUUCACAUGGAAAACAUUUGACACAUGAACCUGAACAUGUCUGACAUUUUUUAUUCCCUAGUGGAGAGACAGCCAGCAGGAAAAGAUAUUGUGUUCUUGUUGGAUGGAUCUGAUGGUACUAGAACUGGCUUCCCAGCUGUGAAAGACUUUGUCCAAAGAGUUGUAGAGACACUCAGUGUGGAUGACAACAAAGACCGUGUCUCAGUGGUUCAGUACAGCAAAGAGCCAGCUGCCCAAUUCUAUCUGAACACGUACACCACAAAAGCGACAUCCUUGACACUGUCAGAGGAUUGAGGCACAAAGGUGGAAGACCCCUCAACACUGGAGCAGCUCUCCAGUACUUGAGGGAUAAUGUCUUCACGGCCUCUGCUGGAAGCAGGCUCCAGGAAGGAGUCCCACAGGUCCUAGUUUUGAUAAGUGGUGGAAGGUCUUUUGACAGUGUUGAUGCACCAGCCUCUGCUCUCAAAGAGCUGGGUGUCUUGACCUUUGCAAUUGGAACCAGGAGUGCUGAUAGCAAAGAACUGCAGAAGAUAUCCCACGACCCCAGCUAUGCACUAACUGUGUCUGAAUUCACUGACCUUCCCAAUGUCCAACAACAACUUCAGUCCUCCGUGGAGGCUGUGGUUAUCGAGGUCUCCCCAGAAUCACCACCUGUUCCUGGUAUGUUAACAAGCAUGGCCCCUUACAGGCCUGA